AUGUCGGGUUGGAGGUUUCAGUAUUCUCACCCGUUCAACCUAGACUCCGUGUUCUCUCGCUCGGGUUCGGUUUUCAACCAAGCCCAGAGAUCACCAUCGUACGAACAGGACUACGGCAGGGGGUUAUCGUCGGGUGAGUUCUCGCCGGACCACCACCGACAACAACACCAUGGCAGUAUGUCUAGUCUGUCGUCCGGUUUGUGGAGAUCGCCGUCAGUGACAUCCGUCAGCAGUCAGUCCGACAGUGACGAUACGCACUGGGAAAUCAUGUUGGAUAUUAGUCGAUUUGAACAUAGCGAAAUCGUCGUGAAGGGGAUCGAGAAUCGAGUGAUUGUGAGCGCAAAGCACGAAGACAAUGAAAAUGGAUAUAAUUUUGUAUCUCGCGAGUUUAGUCGACAGUACCAACUACCGUCUAACGUAGACCCAGAGACUGUAACUUCCACGCUCUCGCACGAUGGCAUACUGACAAUCCGGGCACCCAAAAUGCAGAGACCUCCGGCUAAAGAGCGAAUUAUUCCGGUUGAACUAUUGAAACCACCUGCAAAUCUUACGGAGAACAGUCUUAAUGGAGGCUGUCACUCGGUUGACUCCGAUUUAGGAGACAUAGAAGAAAGAAGUUCAGAGUCCGAUCUCUUUGAGUCGGAACAACAUUUAGAGGCUGAACAGAAAAUUGACGACAGUGAUACAAACAUGGCAGAUACUGGAAACACUUCGUCAUGAGUACCGUCACGAUAUAUAGCAUAUACACAUCGGGAAUUUAAGUUAUAAAGUAUUAAUAGAAUUUCGUCAUGACAGAAACUGUGAGUUUAAAUACGGUCAUUAUCAUGUUCGUUUUGUUUUGGCAACAUCUAGCAUUUCUUACAGCGUCAUUGAAAGCAUUGUGUGCGGUAAUGUGCCCUACAACCGUUUCCGGCGAUACAUAAUCGUGAAGUUCACACUGUCUUUUAUUGUAAAUCGCGGCCCAAAUUUACAGGAUUAUCACUACGCACAAUUGACCAACUCAAGUGUUUUAAAUCGCAGACCGUACACUUGACAUUCACGUACACACGACCGUAUACACAGUGUUAGAAAAACUAAACGGGAAGUUUAAAAGGCGUACGUGAGGUUGACAAGUGCUUCGACACGUCUGCCGUUAACCGUAAACCGAUCACAAUGAGAACUGAUAUAUCAUGACAACAAUCAGCAAAUUGAAAAGCAGUUUGCAGAGUAAAUAAUAAUAUAUCACCACCGAGCUCAAUGAACUUCUAAACGGGAGCGAAAUACUUUAUUUACGGUUUCAGGGAUUUUAUUUCAAUGUUUAACCAAUCAAAAAGUGUUAAUUUUUGUUUUGUAUUUGGAUUUCGAGGUUUACCGUCGAUAGCAUAACAGUGUGUUUGAUUAUUGUGUAGUGUAUCACGUAUGUCAAUAUGCCCGCAUACAUAGACUGAAAAAGACACCCAUUUAUUGCUCACGGAGGAUACGUAUACACGCUUUCAGAAAACCACUCCUCACGGAUGACCUUCAACACAAUGGCGGUGUUUAAUAUUACUUUCCUUUUUCACCUGGCGUUAAAUGCGAAUCCAGUUUGCGCUGCGUUCUAAAUACUAUUAGUAUUUAACUCCGAAACAGCUAUGAUCCUUUCCCCCAAAUUCAAACUUUUUUCGUAAUAUAUUCCAUGGCGAAAUUAAACGUUACGACUCGUAUUGUGACCCUGAUGAGCCAUUGCAAUUAAUUAAAAGUUCUUCCAAUAGUGAUAGUGGUUUCUAUAAUACAAUAGAACUGAAAGAAGUCAUUGUACAAAAUGUGCGUGUUAUUUACGGUGGGGUCCAACGCCUAGGCUAUAGCAAAGGUUACGCAUUUGUGUGGCUUUUAUAAGCCGCUACUGAAGUAUAUAAACUUGCCCUUCAUAUGUAGCCAUUUGAGGUUGCCCCAAAAAAUUUAACAUUCCACCGAUGUGUCUUCUCACCGGUGAGCAUGAGCUUGAUAAUACGCACGAUUGUAGCCCCUCCAUUAGUAUAUAGCAAGACAAUGGAUGAAUAUGUAUAAUAUCCAACCUACUUGUGUGUAGUACAUAUUUACGCCACGUGAAAACAAUAAAGUACGUAUUUUUCGCGUAUCAAGUACUGAAUACGUAACCCAGGAGACCACAACGCUUCACGACAACAAAGUGAUACACUAGAGUAUGUAUCUUUUUUUUCGGUGAUACGCAAGGAUAGUUUCAAUUAAAGCCACGACAUCUUGAAAAGUAUACCAGCAACAUACCAUACGCCCCGUGUUGUCAACGGAAUAGUUACCGUAAAUUCCGGCAUUGUUUAGUAUAUUGGGGUUGGUAUACAUACAGACUUGUCAGAUUUUAUACAUGUCUGUUCGUUUAAAUAAUUAAGACGUGUGCAUUUAUUAGAUCUGAAUACAAAUGAUUUUAGGAAAGCAAGAAAGGAAAUGGCUUUCUCUGUUUUAAGUAAAUAAUAACAAACUUUGAUUUAAGGCCAACCCCGAAGUCAUAUUAAACAAAUAGUCGCAAAGAUUUCGCUGUGAAUAUUGUUGAAACAUUGUUUAUCUAUGUAUAACAUGAAAAAUAGAUUAAAGAGAAACGUCACAGCUUGUGGUCACUGUUCUGUUUUGGAUGUCACAAACCCUGGGGUUACAAAUACACAUACCUUAUUUAUUAGCAGUGAUAUAUAACCCAGCCAGUUGUUGCGAAUGACCUCACCGUAUUGUGCCGCGUUGAAGUGCACAGUAUAAUGUACUUGACAUCACCCGGUGUGUUGUGAUUAGGUUUAGCAGGUCAAUUCGAGCACACCGGACUGUCCAGAUAACCACCCACGUGAUCGCCGUUUAUUUACAUGUAGAUUCAAGUAAUAACUACGAAUUUGUAUAUAUAUUAAUUAGUAUUAAUCAUAAAAUGCUCUUGCCCCAUUCCGGGAGGGACACCACAUGGCACAUCCGAAUACCAGUAUAGCCAAUGUGAAAUUUACAGAUGUUACGUCAUGAGGGAAAUAAAUAUAAUUGUAAUUGAGCACACGCUAAUUUACAUGUCAAUAUUUGUUACGUUAUGUUGUAUUAUGUUUUACUAUGUUGUAUUAUGUUAAUGUAUGUUAUGUUAUGUUAUGUUAAAUUAUAAUUGAACCACCUGACGAAAGUUUAUGAUCAUGCUCCAUCCAGAAUAAUGAAACAAAGCUUUUGAAUAACUUUAUGUAUAUUUCUUAUAUGUGGUGUUGAAUAUAUGAAUUAAAAUAUGAAUUGGGACUUAUUA
Molecule: messenger RNA, 3232 nt
Organism: Saccoglossus kowalevskii
Lineage: Eukaryota; Metazoa; Hemichordata; Enteropneusta; Harrimaniidae
Product: heat shock protein 27-like
Biological process (GO): response to heat; protein refolding
Cellular component (GO): cytoplasm; nucleus
Source: RefSeq, a predicted model, not a curated record